Messenger RNA from Hippocampus comes (tiger tail seahorse), 1433 nucleotides. RefSeq names its product pentatricopeptide repeat domain 2 (gene ptcd2). Gene Ontology annotation, molecular function: protein binding; RNA binding. Lineage: Eukaryota; Metazoa; Chordata; Actinopteri; Syngnathiformes; Syngnathidae. The record is from RefSeq and is a predicted model, not a curated record. Bases 98 to 1348 code for a protein of 416 amino acids. The transcript is spliced from 10 exons. Gene Ontology annotation, biological process: regulation of mRNA processing; multicellular organism development; mitochondrion organization. Gene Ontology annotation, cellular component: mitochondrion.
UCCUAUCACGUAUAAACAAACGCAAAAUACAAUAUUCACACAAAAGCAACACAUAUAUUGCAUAUAGUUGUGUUUAUAAGUGUUAAAAUUACAAUGAAUGCGACGUAAUGAAAAAUUACGUAGGUUAACGCUGUGUGGUUGUCAUUCAUGUCCCCUUUGUUUACGCGGGGUUGGUACAGUUUUUGACCUAAUGGCGCUGCGGAGCCUUGCGUCUAUAUGUUGUCGUUCGUUUCGACGCGACCACAUUUCUACAAGACUGACACUUUCUGCUUUGCAACAGCCAGGCUGGAUUGGAUCACGUUUAGGAGCUAAAAGGCAUUUGCUGUCAGAGGAUGUCGUCAAACUUGAAGACUUCCAGCGAAGGAAGCUGGCAGUCGCGCACCUCAUCACCGGAUCAGAAGGAAAUUUUAUUGAGCUCUUUGGCCACAAACUGCAGAGGAACAACCUGGUUCUGCGAGACGAGCUCAAGCUGCUGCUUCACUUGUGUCAGUCUACUGAGGACAUGAAGACCGCCCGAGAUGCCAUUUAUCGGUACCAUGCAGAAAACAGGAACGUAGCGCAUGGGGAGUUCAAAUUUGGCCCAGUCUUCAUGAGACUGUGCUAUGAAUUGGGACUGGAGAAGAUGGCCGCCGCUACGCUUACCGAUCAGGAAAUGAGAGGCUUUUUUGGCGACCCCACCUCCUUCAACAUUGCCAUUGACAUGUUAUUUGUUAAGGGCUAUCAUGAAGAUGCUCUCGAAGUGUUGCGGUCCAUGAGGAGCCAAAGUGUGCCUUUCAACAAAGACACAUUGAUGCUGGCAUCUGCUGUCUGCUAUAAACUGAACACAACAGAGUCGCACGCGAUCUGCACGUCCCUCAUCGAGGAGGCUCAAGCCAAAGGGUAUUUUGUCCCCAGGCACGCUUACUGCUUCGCUGUGGCAUUAGCCCUCAAACAGAAUGACCUUGAAAAGGCACAACUGCUGUUUUCACAAAUCAUGAGCACAGACAGCCGACUGUGCCAAAACAUGAAGAUUUUGUUACUGGCGAUGUCCGGACAGACAGAAGAGGCCGUCAUGGUCCUUUUAUCAGCAGUCAAAUUUUCCAAAAGCCCGUCCUUUGUCAGGAAGCCGGAAUUUUCUCAAGAGGUGCUGGAUCAGCUGCGUCUUCAUACUGACGGCGAAGGGCAAGCGGCUGAAGUGGAGCAGGUCAUUUCCCAGCUGGAGCGUGCCGGUCAGGUGAGGCAGCAGACGCUUGAUGACAUGCUGUGCCACACGCCCGCCCCCAAGAGAAAAAUGGCCCCCAUCAUGGAGGAGAGGCGGACCAGGAGGAGGACAUUAAAGCCACUUCCCUCAACGCUGCUGUCUGAGUGAUGCGCUCAGCUUACUAUAGUACAUGAAUCAUCAUGAUGUGUUCUCCUGUAUAUUAAAAAUAUAUAUAUUUAAUAAGAAAAAGAAA